GUGACAUGUGCUUACUUUUGAGAAAAACGCAACUAUUCAGGUUACUAUUAGGAAUAAUUACUAUGUUUAUUUUAUGUUUACCUGAAUUUUUCAAAAUCCACGAAGUCAGCACUGUGAUCUUGUCAUGCACGGAUACCUGUUCAUCAAAUAACACCACUUUUCCACUUUGUACUUUUAACCAUUCUUGCAAAAGACCUGUGCAACAAAGGGAAAACCAGACUAUUCUAUUGAAGGCCAUUGUAAAUCAUUCCAAUUUCCAAAAUGUUCUAUGUAUUUGCCAGUCCUCUAGGAAGGAGGAGCAGUCCCAUAAACACACAGACUGUGGACCCAAGACAGAUGUGAAUGAUGAUCAUCAAGGAUCAGGUUCAGUAGCUAAAAAAGGCUCACUUGAAGUGAAAGCAGAAGAUGUUAUUUAUUUUUACAAAUAUUUCCAUUUCGCUGCGGCUUCCAAGAAAGAAGCAGCAGAGCGUGAUACUCACUACUUGCUGGAAAUCCACAUCAACAAUUCCAUAAUCAGAGGAAGAAAUGCAGAAGAAGAAUACCUAAAUCAUUCCUGUCUAGUGGCAAUGAUGGAAGACCAAAAUGACUGCAUAAAUAUUUCACUACAACUGAAGACUUAUGCAGAAUAUCCAAUGUGCAUGACAAAGAUCAUUUGGCUCACUAUGAUUCCAGUAGUUUUUGUGGUUACCAUUUCAAUCGUCAUCUACAAAAUAGUCCAAGAAAAUGAACAAAACUGUUCCAAACGCAGAGUAGCAGCAUCAGUUGCUACUAUCCCAAGAAGAAAGCAUUCCAGACAUGCAGGAAGAACCAUAUCUGCUACUAAAAUUCAUCCUUUUCCUGCAAAAAACAGCAAACAACAGAUUCCAGUUACUGCACAGACCAUAAAGAUACUGCCUAUAAUUCCUGAACAAGAACACUGCCAUGUGGGUGCAGCAACUGUAGAAGUUUCAGAUGCUGCCGUAUGAAAUAUCACUACCUUUGGAUGAAGGAAGACUCCUGAUAUCCCACAGAAGAAAGCAUCUCCAUUCCCAGUUUGGGGAGCUGUGUUAUCUGCCUUCUCAACAGAAUGCCAACGAUACAUUUUAGACGGGAGGCUCCAUUCUAUCCUUCAACAGAACUAUUUGGUAUUAAGACAAUAUGGAUGACUGACAAACAUAUUUUGCUGUAGAAACAGCUUCAGUUGGAGAGCACAGACUUCACAUCUGUUUUCAGUUCGUUCAGGACUUGGACUUGAUCAUACGACUGUGAGAUGAUCCUUGCAAUAAUCCUAUUUUCCAGGAGAGACAUUUAUUUUAUAAAAGUCUGUUUAAAGAUAGAAAUGAUCCUCUACUUUCACGAAACAAGCACAGUUUCCAGCCUAUGCAAUUCUCUAGGUGAAUAAGAUGCUUAAAAGGUAGAAUUUCUGGCUGUUGAGGAAGGUGGCUGAAGGAUCACAGCAGAGAAUUCUGCAGUACCUUUUAAUUUCUGCAGUAAACCUGGAAGAUCUUCAUAAAUUCUGCAACAUCAUGGUGGAUA
Molecule: messenger RNA, 1515 nt
Organism: Colius striatus (speckled mousebird)
Lineage: Eukaryota; Metazoa; Chordata; Aves; Coliiformes; Coliidae
Gene: TMEM156
Product: transmembrane protein 156
Exons: 7
Coding region: 6-965 (319 amino acids)
Source: RefSeq, a predicted model, not a curated record